Molecule: messenger RNA, 1467 nt
Organism: Phytomonas sp. EM1
Lineage: Eukaryota; Euglenozoa; Kinetoplastea; Trypanosomatida; Trypanosomatidae
Source: the annotation of a GenBank genome assembly
AUGAUUCGUAUGCAUGAAGUGAUAAUUGAGUGCUUCACAAGGGAAAAUUCGAUAGCAAGCAUUGCCCUCAAAAGGCUAGGAAGCGGUGCCUCCAGCAAUUCCAAGAAUAAAAAAAGUUUCCAUUUUGUGGUCCAAGUGGAGUUACUCAAGGCAUUUCUGCUCCGUAUGCUUCCUCAACAAGUCAUGGUAAUGCUUGUGGCCAUGGUGUAUCGGCUGUUCAGAGAUAUACCACGAAAGAUUUACGUAGCGUUGCGGUGGGAUAUGGUUACGAUUGCAUUUGUCCAUUCCAUUGGAAAUGUUAUCUCCAUUUUAUUUCUUCACAGUAAACCAACACUAUCGACGUGGGCAAUCAUUGGAUGGCCUGUUAUUCUUUUAGGCACCAUCAAUUACCUUUACGGAUCAUCCAAGCGAGCCGGUAUGGUGGUUACUAUAUCUUCCUCUUACACGCUUACUAAGACCAUUCGCGGCCUUAUCAUGUGUGUGGCGCUUCGUUACAUCAUUUCCUUACUGGCGCUUUCUCUCCUUGUGAGCGUGCAUGUUGUGGAACUUAUUACUAUCUGGUUUAUGCUUAUAUUGAUUAUUCUUUGGAUACCGGCUAUUAUCGAUUCGUGCUCGUUAGAGGGAAUCAUAUUCGUUACAAGUUCCUCAAGCAUUAUGCUCUAUUUUAUGGAUCAACUCUCUAUCCCAGCUGCCUUACGUCUGGGAUUGAUGGUGAUGCUCUGGUGGCUCAAUGUUUCUCUUUUAUAUAACCUUGCCGUUAAUAUCUUUCAUACGCGAUACGCUGGGAUUAGUGUCGUGCUGUGCCUGUUCCUGUGGACAAUUUUGCCUCCCAAACAGAAAAAGGAACCCUGGGGAUGGGCUGUUCGCCAAGGCUUGACUGCAGGAAAAGUGAUGUUGACCUCACAAAGUGGUAACGGAACGAUUAUCGACGCGUCCACGCCAAUGAUAGAUACCGUCCUACAACAGAAAAUAAAAUGGAUGUGUGACGUGGUUGAACUACGCGCACCCUUUGAGUGUAAGACGAUUUGGCUAAGUCAAUUUGUGAGGAGUAAUGAAGGCUGUGGAACGUAUCACUAUGUGAUUUUUGUUAACCUCGGCCUGAACAUCAUACUUGUUACGCUGCUAACCUUUCUCAGCGCGUUCCAAAGCCCUGAAGUGCGGUUAAGACUGGAGCAAAACAACUUGGUCCUCGUUACUGCAGGAAUCCUUAUUCGUAAGUUUGCACGAGCGAUUGUGAUCACAUUUUGCGUUGUUUCUUUUCUUGCUUCGUGGUGGGCAUUUCACCAAUGCAUUUUGCCCUACUUCACUCCAAUUUUGCCUAGUUUGGUUUCUCACGUUGUUUCUGGUGUUUUUGCAUGCAUUACCUUAGGCGCUUUGAUGGAUAUGAAGGAUACUAUGUAUGAGGGGAUACUACAGGUUCUUGGAUUGAUGGAUCCAGAGGAGUACAACCAGGAGAGCAGUUCGUAA